Labeo rohita (rohu) is the source of this 3326-nucleotide messenger RNA. RefSeq names its product RAB38b, member of RAS oncogene family (gene rab38b). Gene Ontology annotation, cellular component: trans-Golgi network; Golgi apparatus; lysosome. The record is from RefSeq and is a predicted model, not a curated record. Gene Ontology annotation, molecular function: GTP binding; GTPase activity. The transcript has 3 exons. NCBI's taxonomy places the organism in Eukaryota, Metazoa, Chordata, Actinopteri, Cypriniformes, Cyprinidae. Bases 18 to 662 code for a protein of 214 amino acids. Gene Ontology annotation, biological process: phagosome-lysosome fusion; endosome to lysosome transport.
AAACUCUGGACACACACAUGUCCUCAGCAAUGCAUAGCAAUCGGAAAGAGCAUUUGUACAAAAUCCUUGUCAUCGGUGAUUUGGGAGUAGGGAAGACCAGCAUCAUCAAACGGUAUGUGCAUCAGACGUACUCCACUAACUACAGAGCGACCAUCGGGGUGGAUUUUGCGCUCAAAGUUCUCAACUGGGACUCAGAGACAGUCCGGCUGCAGCUGUGGGACAUCGCAGGUCAGGAGCGGUUCGGGAACAUGACGCGGGUUUAUUACCGGGAGGCCAUGGGGGCGUUGAUUGUUUUUGAUGUUAACAGACCCACCACGUUUGAGGCUGUCUCCAAAUGGAAGGAGGAUCUGGACUCAAAAUUAAUACUUUCUAAUGGCCAGAGUAUCGCCACAGUGCUCCUGGCCAAUAAGUGUGACCAAAAUAGAGACUUUCUGACUAACAACAGCCUGAAGAUGGACCAGUACUGCAAGGAGAAUGGAUUUGUGGGCUGGUUUGAGACAUCUGCUAAGGACAACAUCAAUAUAAAUGAAGCUGCCAACUUCCUUGUGAAACACAUAAUUGCCAGUGAAAAUGAUAUCUUGAAAUCAGUGGUUCCAGAUACCAUCUCUCCUCAACUUAGCUCUGAUAAAGAAAUCCCUUGUUCUGCAUGUUUCAAACCCUGAGAGAAGGUGGCAACCAUGUAUGGCAGCAGUGUUGGUGGUUCUUGGACUGAAGAGGAUGUGGACCUUCAAUUCCAGUACUAUGAGUCGUAACCACUUCAGAGAUCUGUCCGUUAGUUACAGCAUUGAACUACAGACACUUUGAGCUUGCACACAGAGUAAAUGUAUUUAAGUUUGAAGCUGCACUUUUUCGUUGUUUUGUCUUUUUGUGUUAUUUAUGUCUAACAAAAACCUGGGGAGUUCUGGACUGGCAUGCUUGACUGAACAAGGUGAGAGGUUAGAACUUUCUGUCAGACACAGACAGAUGGCUGAUUAUGCUUAAGAAACAGGAAUAUUUUAUCAGGAUGUACACCAUAAUAUUGUUAUUUCUGGUGGACUGAGUUUUAAUAACCCCAGUGUUAAAUGAAAAAUAACAAGACUUGUUUGUUUUUUUUUGACUGUUUUUAAUGUGCUCUCCUGUCAAGACAUUUUUAAUAGUGAUUUGCAAUUGCAUUUUAGCUAUAUUUCUGAUCUAAAGACGCUAAUAAUAUUAAAGAUGUCAUAAAGUUGAGUUAAGAGCAGUUUUCUGCAUUGACAUUAUUACUUUUGAAACAGGAUGUUUGGAUUAUGCGUUUUUGCUUUUGAAACAGGAGGUUAUGCUUUAGGCUAAGUGUAUAUUAAACCAGAUAUGGUUUGUUUCGAAACGCUCUCCGUCCACUUUUUAAAGCGCUUUAUAAAGUUUCUCAUCCAUACUGAAACCGUUAAAUUCGCCCUACUGAGCAUUUGUAAAACCUUAUAAAAGCUUACUGAAAUUAUACAGACGGAACAGGCAUACCUUUUCAUGCAAUUCGUCUGGCAGGAUCAUGUUAUUCACGGAAAUACCUCAUCACUCAUUAACGCGUCCAGGUCGCGCUCACUAGUAACUUUAAGCAGCAGCCACAGAUGAAACAGCAACGGCAUUCCGACGUCAUUUGGAAGCUGUGGCUUAAAGUUCCUAAGACGAAACUCGCCUUAUGUUUUACCACAGGACAGCAAUUGAGAGUACAUUUCCUGUCAUCUUUGCAGGAGUUUAAUAUGAAGAGUGUACAAAGUAACAUACUGUAUUUUUAGCAAUAAUGUUAAAGUAAAUGUGACCAGUCAUAAGGGUCAUAAGGGUCAAUUUUUCGAAAUUGAGAUUUAUACAUCAUCUGAAAGCUGAGUAAAUAAGCUUUCCAUUGUUGUAUGGUUUGUUAGAAUAUAACAAUAUUUGGGCGAGAUAUAACUAUUUCAAUAUAUGGAAUCUGAGGGCGCCAAAAAAUCUAAAUAUUGAGAAAAUCGCCUUUGAAGUUGUCCAAAUUAAGUUCUUAAUAAUGCAUAUUGCUAAUCAAAAAUUAAGUUUUGAUAUAUUUACAGUAGGAAUUUUACAAAAUAUCUUCAUGGAACAUGAUCUUUACUUAAUUUCCUAAUGAUUUUUGGCAUAAAAGAAAAAUCUAUAUUUUUGACCCAUACAAUGUAUUUUUGGCUAUUGCUACAAAUAUACCCCAGUGACUUAAGACUGGUUUUGCGUUCCAGGGUCACAAAUAGCAAAUAACAGACACAAUAGCCUGCCGGUAUAAACAGAGAUACCUAUUGGUACAAUAUGCGUUACAUGAUUAAACAUGCUUCAUUGUUUUCAAAUACCUCUGUUUUCACAGUCCACACUACAACGCGAAAAUGACAUUUUCAAAUGUAUCCACUUUGGAGAGCGUUUGCAAAAAACUCAGUUUUCCUUGACAAAAAUGCCGCCUCAGGAUCAAACAUAUUAGUUUCAUCACCAGGAUUUGCGCCUUGCUAAUUGGUAACAGGUGGUAUUAGUGGGCGGUGCAUUCUCAGUCUAGAGAGCAUUUGACUGGACAAAAAUCAGUGUGGUUCAGGAUGUGUCAUCAAUAUUUUGCUUUGGUUUUCUUGUAAGAGACAAUUGUUUGUUUUAAAAGCUAAUUUAAUUCACCUGUUUUCUAAAUGUAUGUUAUUGAUUUUAUUAUGAUCUUAUAUAUGUUUCAUUUAAAAAGUCAGUCUGCCUCCAUCUGGUCAGUCACUAAUGGCAUGGCAUUUAAUGCCUAGAAUUAAGACCAGUUCACUAUGAUGUUCUGUAGAAUGCAUAUUUUACCAUACUGACCGUGGUAACGGACUGUCUUGUUAAUACUACUUUGUGGCAUUUUAAUAAUUUUGACAAAUUAUUUUUCUGAAUAAAUAAACUUCCAGUGAUGUAUAGUUUGUUAGGAUAGGACAAUAUUUGUCCGAGAUUCAACUAUCUGAAAAUCUGGAAUCUGAGGGUGCAAAAAAAUAAAAAUAUUGAAAUUGUCCAAAUGAAGUUCUUAGCAAUGCAUAUUACUAAUCAAAAAUUAAGUUUUGAUAUAUUUAGGGUGGGUAGUUUACAAAAUUUAUUAUGGAACAUAAUCUUUACUUAAUAUCCUAAUGAUUUUUGGUAUAAGAGAAAAAUCAUUUUGACCCAUACAAUGUAUUGUUGGCUAUUGCUAUAAAUAUACCCAUGCUUAAGACUGGUUUUGUGGUCCAGACUCACAUAUAAAGUAUUUGUAAUGAAGUUAAACGUCUAUGAAUUGAUUGCACACACAAAUUUCUAAAACUGUAUCUGUAAAAAGAGGGCUGCCAACCUUUUCCCUCAUCCACUCUGUUUCCUUGGCCCUUCUUAUCUACUGCCAAUCUUCCAUU